AUGGUCCGCACUUCGGUUCUCCACGAUGCCCUCAACUCCAUCAACAACGCCGAGAAGGCCGGCAAGCGCCAGGUCAUGAUCCGACCCAGCUCCAAGGUCAUUGUCAAGUUCCUCCAGGUCAUGCAGCGUCACGGCUACAUUGGCGAGUUCGAGGAGGUCGACGACCACCGAUCGGGCAAGAUCGUUGUCCAGCUCAACGGCCGCCUCAACAAGACGGGUGUCAUCUCUCCCCGCUACAAUGUCCGCCUGGCCGACCUCGAGAAGUGGGUUGUCAAGCUGCUGCCCGCCCGUCAAUUCGGCUACGUCAUCCUGACCACGUCGGCCGGCAUCAUGGACCACGAGGAGGCUCGCCGGAAGCACGUCGCUGGCAAGAUCAUUGGCUUCUUCUAUUAG
Messenger RNA from Hirsutella rhossiliensis, 393 nucleotides. Its product is annotated as ribosomal protein s8 domain-containing protein. The transcript has 2 exons. Gene Ontology annotation, molecular function: structural constituent of ribosome. Gene Ontology annotation, cellular component: cytosolic small ribosomal subunit; ribosome. The record is from RefSeq and is a predicted model, not a curated record. Gene Ontology annotation, biological process: translation. The coding region runs from base 1 to 393 and encodes 130 amino acids. Lineage: Eukaryota; Fungi; Ascomycota; Sordariomycetes; Hypocreales; Ophiocordycipitaceae.